Guillardia theta CCMP2712 is the source of this 1398-nucleotide messenger RNA. RefSeq lists its product as hypothetical. Lineage: Eukaryota; Cryptophyceae; Pyrenomonadales; Geminigeraceae. The record is from RefSeq and is a predicted model, not a curated record. The coding region runs from base 1 to 1398 and encodes 465 amino acids. Gene Ontology annotation, molecular function: zinc ion binding; DNA-binding transcription factor activity, RNA polymerase II-specific. Gene Ontology annotation, biological process: regulation of DNA-templated transcription. The transcript is spliced from 5 exons.
AUGAAUGAGGAUAUAAUGCUGGUAUUGGAGGAUAUGUGUCAUACAACCCACAAGGAACAAUCUUGUUUGAACUGCAGGAAAUCGAAGCUCAAGUGUGAUAAGGGGAGGCCCUGCGAUCGGUGCGUGAAGAGAGGGACGUCGGCCACCUGCAAGGACACGGUUCCUCCUCCCACUUCUCCGGAUGUCUCGUGCGACUCUCCUGAGGACGCAACUUCAAUCGGCGACAACUGCUCGAGCAGCGAUCUGGUGGUGGUGUCACGGGACAAGAGGGCGAGGCCGAUGUCGCCAUGGGAAACGGACCUGUUUGCAAAGAGAUUCAGAGGCAGCGACAGCAGUGAUGAGGAUGACACUCAGCUCCCGCACCUUGAUUGGUUGGACUCGGAUUACUUCUCUAUGAACAGGAAAAUGUUCAGAUCUCAGAAUCCCAUCUUGAUCCACCCGCUGAAUGUGGAACGGCCUCUGCAGACUAACACGAGUAUAAACAGCAGAUUCUCCCCCUCGCUAGAAGUCAAUGCCUUCAGUCACAUGGAAGGACUCAUGUCGAUAUACAAACGGUUCUUCGCGGCUGGAUACGACUCAACACAACUCUUGCAGAUGUUUAACAAUCUGCCUUUGCACAUUCUUUCAAUAAUCAACGAGGGCGUGAUCGCCAUGCACAAAUUGUCUGUAAUAUGGAAGAAGUAUCCGCGAGAAAACGAGACUCCAGCAAGCCCGUCCUCUCAGACUCUCUCUCAUGAUUCUUCAAGCGAAAAUGGCCUCGGGUACUUCACUAUUUCCUGGGACCAACAGAGUUCUGCACGAACUUUCUUUCAAGUGAACCAUUCUGCUGGAGCGCUGCUAAACCUCCAUCCAGAAGAGAUCGUUGCGCGGUUUGGAAAUUGCGAAUUCCGGAUGCCCCUCACAGACCUUGAGUUUCUAGCGCAGAUUCUCAGUGAUGUGUUGAACUUUCAGAAUCCCAAGUUUGUCACCUAUGCAAGGCUUGCUUUGCAUACGUCAUCGUCCAACCAGUUUCAAGACGCUCUCUUCGUCCGCUGUACUCGGUACAGACUGUUUGACUCCGUCGGCAUUGAGUCGCACAAGCGAUACUUGGAAUUCAUCUCCCCGGAGGAAUUCGAGAGAGUGAGAUUAGCAGACCCGGCAAGUUGUAGGCCCUUCUUCCAUGCCAUGGGGGACGAUCGGGAUGCUGAGACGCUGCUGUCGGACUUCCACAGAGAUGCUUUGUUCACCGAGAAUUUGUCAAGUAUGCUGCACAACGAGCAGGGUCGGCUGAAGCUGAACAGGCUGGCGGAAGCUCUUCGGAAAGAGUUUUCCAAGUACAUCGUGGAACAACAGGAUAUGAAUCCCAACAGCUUCAAACGCAAGCGACGAUCCAAGAAAUACCUUGAGACGAUAAGGUGA